GAGUCCCAAACUCAGCUGUCAGCCCUUUGAGGCGUGUGUUAACAAAACUUGUCGCGUUGCAGUUUUUCGCCGUGGUUUUUAAGAAUCGGUCGUAAAGCAACCUGCCGCUACCCUUCAUCAACGCCAACUGUCCCGGAAAACGGUAAGGACAGCAUGGAUCGCCUACCGGACGACGCUCUGCUGGAGGUGCUGAAGCGCUUGGACGUGGCUGACCUCCUCGCCUGUCGCCUGGUCUGCAAGAGGCUGGCCGCCCUCGCCCUGCACCCGGACGCGUGGCGGCACCGGCACGUCGUGGAGUCAGGCUGUCUGUGCCCGACGCUGCGCCUGGCGCCCUGCCUGGCUCGUCUUGAAGUUAAAGUGCGUUCUCGGCGUUUGACUUUGAAGGGCCGCUGCACCCAGGAGUACGCGACCACCUGCUGUGCCGCGGCGCAGCUGCACUUGACUGUUGAGGACUACUCCGAGGAGGACGCCGCUUUGAUCAUCCGACGCCAGGGCCUCCUUGGCCGGCUGAAGAGACUGGAGGUGACAUGGCGUGAUUCAUCGAUUGCCCUCGAUGACUCAGUAUUGCUGACGGCCGUCGCGUCAACUUCUGGGCUACAUGUGCUGCGUGUGCGCUUGAGGUUCAUGCCAAGUAAUAAGACUGACAUGUCUAUCCUAACGAAAAACUUGCUCAGCAUCGCCGUGCCCUGCUCCAUCAGGGAAUUUGAAUGUGGGGGGCCUGGGGGGCCUGGCACGAUUGAGCCCUUCGUGAACUAUGUUCUGGAAAGGCAUGCCGCUGCCCUGGAGACGGUUGAUCUGUUACCAGAUUGGUGUUGGACCUGGGGUAGAAACUCAUCGGUGUCCACCUCGACAGCUGCCCAGCUCGCCGGGCUUCCCAAGCUGCGCAGCCUUGCCUGCCAUCUCUUUCCCGAAGUGACCGCGUGCAAGACCCUGCGGUUCCUAAAGCUCGGGCUGUUGAAAGGAUCUGGGCUCGUUCAGGGGCUCUUCCGCCACGUCGAACAGCUGCAGGAGGUAGCGCUUUCGAUGGUGUACACGGAACUCUCACAAUCCGACGUUUUGUCGGAGACGAUUCUCGCCCUCACCGGGUCGCACCUCAAGAGCUUGAUGGUUGCUUAUGAGACGACCGACGCCGCUCCCGUCGCGCACAACGAUCGGUGGUCGCAGGCGCUGCUCAGCGUGCUGCCUUUGUUGCCUGCACUACAAGAUCUAGCUGUGUCCUGGCCGACGGAUCAACUUUUGCGAGGCAUCAACCCCAUCACCAGCCCGGCGCUGCGACGCCUGAUUUUGUCAUGCCCUGAACGUACAGGUGCCUGCCCCCAGGCGCUGGUUCACACUGGUGCGGUCAGGGAUCUAUUUUCUGCUAAUCCUUCUGUGUGCGUGGGCGUUCGACCUCCGUGCCCGGGAGUUUGCAACUGCAUGGAGUGCGUGGGCGUGGGUUCCUUGGAGGAGUAUUACGACUAUAUGUAUGAUGUUGUUUCACUUUCUUUGAUGUGAUACCAUACAAUAUGUGUAGGUUUUUGUAAAACGAAAGUGGCACUGGGGUUUAUUUUUAAAUUAAAAGAUUGAUUAAUUUUG
This is a messenger RNA of Frankliniella occidentalis (western flower thrips), 1575 nucleotides long. RefSeq lists its product as uncharacterized. The record is from RefSeq and is a predicted model, not a curated record. Lineage: Eukaryota; Metazoa; Arthropoda; Insecta; Thysanoptera; Thripidae. The coding region runs from base 154 to 1494 and encodes 446 amino acids. The transcript has 2 exons. Gene Ontology annotation, molecular function: protein binding.